Molecule: messenger RNA, 512 nt
Organism: Chinchilla lanigera (long-tailed chinchilla)
Lineage: Eukaryota; Metazoa; Chordata; Mammalia; Rodentia; Chinchillidae
Gene: Scgb1c1
Product: secretoglobin, family 1C, member 1
Exons: 3
Coding region: 60-347 (95 amino acids)
Source: RefSeq, a predicted model, not a curated record
GCCACCUGCUAAGGCAUAAAAGCCUGGUGUCUGCCUAGGCAGCUUCUGAGACUGCCACCAUGAAGGGAAGCAGCACUCUCCUGCUAGUGGCCCUCACUGUGCUCUCCACCUGCGGGCUGGCCAAAGCAGAGGACAACAGUGAAUUCUUCAUGGAGUUCCUGCAAGUGCUGCUGGUUGGAAGCCCAGAGGAGCUCUAUGAGGGGCCAUUGGGCAAGUACAAUGUCAACCAGGAUGCCAAGGAGGCAAUGACAGAGCUCAAAUCCUGCAUUGAUGGUCUGCAGCCCAUACACAAGAUGGAGCUGGUCAAGUUGCUGGAGCAAGUGCUGGGCAGUGAGGAUGACGCCUGAGUGGACCUCAGACAUGGCUCCCGACAGCACAGGACCAGCCACACCAGCAGCCCUGGAUGUGCUGCCUAUAGCUGCUUCCCCACAAGUAAACUGACCCUCAAGCUGUUAGACCAAUAAAGCCUCCUGCAGCCCAGGCACUGGCUCCUGUUUUUCCCCUGACACAGG